Molecule: messenger RNA, 1521 nt
Organism: Colletotrichum karsti
Lineage: Eukaryota; Fungi; Ascomycota; Sordariomycetes; Glomerellales; Glomerellaceae
Exons: 6
Coding region: 1-1521 (506 amino acids)
Source: RefSeq, a predicted model, not a curated record
AUGUUGUUCAUUCUCGGCGCCCAGAAAAGCAUCUUCAACCCCUUCUUGCUUCUUGCCUCCGUCGUCUUUGCUCAAGAAACCAUCACAGCAGACCCGUGCUCGACCGCAAGAUCAGUCGACAGCUCCUGUGUAGCAAAAUACGGCGUAAAUCGCAGCAACCCCGGGCUCGACGUGAGCGUUGCUUCUCCGACAUACCACGAUGUGGACCUCGUUCGGUGUUUCUGCUGCCUCGGCGAAGCUCCCAUGACACCAGUCUGGUCCUCCUGCGCAGCGCAGAUCGGGACGAAGACGGCGAUGAGCUCGGAGAAAGAGUUGUUUAACAGCAUAUUCACUGGCUGCGCCGGCUUCGAGGCGUGUCGUGUGGAAACGGCCACGCCCGCGGCUUGUAAUGUGAUCAGCAGCCGGGUUGCGAGCUGCUCCAAGUUCGCUUUGACGCAGGGCACAGCUAGGAUACCGGCCGACGAGAGAUACUCGCGAAUGGAGGACUGCGUAUGCCCCGGUUCAUCUCCGUAUGAGUUCAACGAUGCGCUAAAUGCGUGCCAUGACUGGGCUAUACUCCACAAACCAGAACUCGUUACCGACCUUUCAGCAUUCCUCCCGUUCGCAUGCUACGACGAACCAACAACGACAUUCUCUGCCACCGCCACAAGCACGGCUCUGUGGACGACAGAGGAAACCGGCACCUCUUCCUUCGCCUCGACGACAGCGGCUUCGACUCCAGUGUCUUCGGCCGGAUCGGCGAUCCCGUCAAACACCGCUCCUAAAGAUCGAACAAGCACCAUGGCCCCCUCCAGAGUACCAGCCGCCACCCUUGACGAUGUUCCCGAUAUCGCAGACACCUGCAAGCUCAUCGUAGCCAGAUACAGCACCAUCGUUGCCCACCAACGCCACGGCGGCCCGCACGCAGUAACGCGAGAAGUCGAGAAGUCCAUCGACUGGGCCAUCAACGAAACGGCAAACACCAUCCCCAGAAUCGAAAGCGUCAUCCGCACGAUCCAGGCCGGCGCCGACCGCCGACGCCAAAAGCUGCCCGACAUUUCAUACGUCCUGUGGACCCGGUCCCUCCAGAACGCGAAGAAGGACCCCCUGGGACCCGAGUCCCGAGUCCCGGACGAGGUGCUGAUCGAGGACAUACCGCGUCUCGCUGACCGUUUCAGGGCUGUUGCGGUGCGAUUCGAGGAGCUUGAGAGGGACCCGUAUGUCCGCGGCGAUGAUAUCCUGAAGAGUUACGACCGCGUCAAUGUGGUUCUGAUGGAGUGCCAGCGGGUGAAGAAGUACCUCACGGAGGCCCUGGACGAUGUCCUCUUUGCGCUGACGGGAAAGGAUUCAGAGAUGGAAGAGUCUCUGAGCGAUUCGUGCUCCAGUGAGGAAUCUAACGGGAGUCAAGACGCGGAUGAUACUGCCGAGAAGCCUGAGGCAAAAGACGACUUGGUAGAAAACGGAACGGUAAAAAGGCCAGUGUUUGGCGAAGUUUCCUCGCGCGGUACGGACGGGAUUCAAGAAGACAAUGAAUCACUAUGA